AUGCAAAUGGCUUUUCAUAUAUUGCACACCUUGAAACAUGGCGCAGAACUGCCUCCGGAAGUAAUAAAUUAUAUGUACGCUUCAGGAGCCUUUGUGAUUCUCAAGGAUUUCCCUGAAGGCCACGAAUUUGGUAUUGACUAUAAGUCAUGGACUGUAGGCCCAAAAUUCAUGGGUCUCAAGAUGAUACCUGCUGGAGUUCACUUCGUUUAUUGUAGCGUCAAAGGAGCGCCGAGGAUAGGAUUUUUUCACAACUUUAUAUCUGAGGAAAUAGUGGUGAAGAAAUGGGAUAAGAUUAAGGAAACCUUUUCCGAUGAGGUUGUAUCUGACGAAGAGGUGAAUCGGUUCAGAAUGAAUCUGAAGAACAUAGACUCGUCACUUGGCCCAUAUCCUUUUGAAAAUUACCGAAGUUGGUAUGCGUUAACGGAUUUCAUCAACGGACAAACGGUGGAGAGAUUGAAUCCUUUGAAGGGUAAAAUAUCAGCACAAGCCGAACUUGUAAGUAUGGAAACGUGCUUGAUGGAGAAUGAGGAGCUCAAUGCUACUGUUGGCUGUAGUAAUAGUGUCGAUCGGGAGCAUCCAGUUCGUACUCGAUUCGUAGACUCGCAAGGGUUGCCCAUUAUGAAGAUAAGGGAAGGAUUUGAAAUUCGAUUUUUGGCAAUACCGCAGCUAAAUAUGAAUGAAAAUCGAGUGGGCAUAGACUACACAGAUCGACUGGAGCGAGUCAUACGACAGCUUGAUGGUGACUGGAAGCAGCUACUAGCCGAAGUGCAAUUUGCCUUUGCGUGCUUUCUCAUUGGACAGGUUUUCGAAGGUUUUGAGCAGUGGAAACGCUUCAUUCAUCUUCUCUGCUGCUGCCCGUCUGCUCUCGGUCCCCGAUCCGACAUGUUCAUAGCGUUCAUCAGGGUUUUGUUUUUCGAGUUGAAAGAAUGCCCUACUGAUUUCUUCGUCGAUAUCGUAUCACGAGACAAUUUCCUUACAACCACACUGUCGAUGUUAUUCGCGAACAUUCGUGACUCCGAUAGUGCACCAGCCGAACUAAAAAAGAAGUCCAUGCAGUUCAAGACAUACCUCACGAAGGAGUUCAAAUGGGAUUUUGAAUGUGACUAGUAGAGAGUGUCAGUGCCUCUUUCCGGUGAUUCUGUUUUGUUGUUUGUUUGUUCCUCCAUGUAAACAGGUAUUUUCACUUUAUCAGACAGACAACAAGAUAGCACAGUUGAUCUCAGAAUUUAUUGGUUUUCAAUAAUAAAGAG
Molecule: messenger RNA, 1250 nt
Organism: Cylicocyclus nassatus
Lineage: Eukaryota; Metazoa; Nematoda; Chromadorea; Rhabditida; Strongylidae
Source: the annotation of a GenBank genome assembly